UCUCUCUCUCUCACACUCUCUUUCGCCGUUUUCCUCUUUGGCGUAUUCCGCCGUCGAGCUCAGCCCGCUGUAUUUACCUCCCUGUGGUCCCGGAGAGACUAUAAAAAAAGCGGGAGGGUGGGGGGAGAGUCCACCUGCCGGAGAGCAGACACACCUCGGGAUGGAUGCCCUCAAAUCCGCCGGCAGAGCGAUUAUCAAGAGCCCCGGAGUUCCGCGGCACACAUGGGGAACUUCAAAGCACGAAAAGCUGCCAGAGAACUGGACAGACACCAAGGAGACUCUACUGGAGGGGAUGGUGUUCAAUGUAAAGUACCUGGGUAUGACUCUGGUGGGCCAGCCCAAAGGAGAGGACAUGGCCUCAGCUGCCAUUCGCAGAAUUGUUGCCACGGCCAGAGCCAGUGCUAAGAAGUUUCGGAAAGUAACACUGACAAUCUCACCGAAGGGCAUCAUCAUCACAGACACAGAGACUACAGACCUCAUAGAAAACGUCUCCAUAUACAGAAUCUCGUACUGCACCGCAGAUAAAACUCAGGAUAAGGUCUUCGCAUACGUUUCUCAGAGUCAGUUCAAUGAGACGCUGGAGUGCCAUGCAUUUCUCUGCCAAAAGAAGAAGAUUGCUCAGGCUGUGACAUUAACGGUAGCCCAGGCCUUUAAGGUAGCCCUCGAUCUUUGGGAGAUUGCUCAGGAAGACAAAAGCAAGAAGGCGAGGACCUGCUGUUCUUGUGCAGCAAGCAACGGUCAGACAGAGACAGCAGACACUCAGUGUGUUCCAGCAGAUCCAGAGGCACACAAGCCUGUUGGGAUAGAGGAGAAGCUCCGGAGGCCCUUCUUUUCUGCUUCGCUCAGCUCGCCCUCACCUCGUAGUAACCCUACUCGAAGGCGACCAAUCAAACAUGACUCUUGGGACGUGGAGGAUGGACUCGACGAUGCGUUCUCAAGCAACAUGGAAGUAGAGGAGAUGGACACCGACUGGCCGAGUCCCGCUCCGAACCCGUCUCUGACGAUGCAGCUCUGAGUCCUCUGGAGGUCUUCCAGGAAAAUCUGUUCUAUUUGCAACAAUGAGUUUAAAUAUUAAACACCGGCAAUAGCUGCCCAACUUACACAACCACAGAAAUUCAACAGAAAUCAUACCACAGGCCCCAAGACCAACAAAAAUCACAGCACCGCAUUUAUCACUUGAACAGAGAGCAAAACAUAUCACACUUCCCGGUGCACAACCUGAAUCAGAGAGGGUCUGUUUGAUAUUCUGUGGCUGCUGCAGAUAUUAUAAACUUCUAUUUCUCUGUAUGCCUGCCUGUCGACACACUCCACUCAGUGUAAACAACCAUCUCCAGCCACCUCCUGCCAUAUUCAAAUUCCCACAAACUGCCAGAUGAAAGACGGCGCACACAGUGUCCAACGCAGCGCUGCGAGACGAGCAAGAAUUACAUAUUUCUACUCAAAGAUGAAUACCGUCUUGAAGAAAUACUUUCAAAUGUGGAUUCUAGUUAUACAUUCUGAUGAAGAUUUCCUCUGCAUCAAGAAGUUUGUGUAUAUAAGGUUGUCAUCUCAAUGUAAAAGCUCUCUAAUCUUGUCACCUGCCACUGGAGGAAGACCAGUGUUUGAAGUCAUCAGUAAAAAUGGGACAAAUCUUCAGUCAUGAUAUUAGAUGAAUUAUACGUUCAUUCAUUCAUAUCAUUCGUUUUGUUUGUGCUGAUUAAACGAAUGAAAUGGCAUGUGAUAUAGUGAUUAUACAUACAGACAUACUACCCAUUAAUUUGAUGGUAAGACUUUUAUACUUUUACUGAAGUAAUAUUUUCAAUGCAGGACUUUUACUUGUAACAGAGUAUUUCUACAUUGUGGUAUUGCUACUUUUAGUUAAAGUCC
Messenger RNA from Morone saxatilis (striped sea-bass), 1866 nucleotides. RefSeq names its product low density lipoprotein receptor adapter protein 1. The transcript is spliced from 10 exons. The coding region runs from base 161 to 1015 and encodes 284 amino acids. Lineage: Eukaryota; Metazoa; Chordata; Actinopteri; Moronidae. The record is from RefSeq and is a predicted model, not a curated record.